Molecule: messenger RNA, 1514 nt
Organism: Ochotona princeps (American pika)
Lineage: Eukaryota; Metazoa; Chordata; Mammalia; Lagomorpha; Ochotonidae
Gene: ELAVL1
Product: ELAV like RNA binding protein 1
Exons: 6
Coding region: 122-1249 (375 amino acids)
Cellular component (GO): ribonucleoprotein complex
Molecular function (GO): RNA binding
Source: RefSeq, a predicted model, not a curated record
CUCCAGGGGGCGGCCGAGAGCCAGGCUGCGGAGGGGAGGCGAGCGGAGGCCUGCGCUCCUCGGAGCUGCCCGCCCGCGGCGGCCGCCGCCGGGCCGGGUCCAGCCGGGCUCCGGGGAGGCCAUGGUCACGGCGUGCGUGGGGCUCAGCUCACUGCUGGACGUGGGCAUGGCGAGGCUCGGGCGGAUGUGGAGGCCCCAGGAAGGGGAGCCGUUAGCCAAGCCCGGCCGGCCCCCGAGUGCCUCCUGGCGGAGAUUUUUAAAGCAUACAAUGUCUAAUGGUUAUGAAGACCACAUGGCCGAAGACUGCAGGGACGACAUCGGGAGGACGAACCUCAUUGUCAACUACCUCCCGCAGAACAUGACGCAGGAGGAGCUGCGGAGCCUGUUUAGCAGCAUCGGCGAGGUCGAGUCUGCCAAGCUCAUUCGGGAUAAAGUGGCAGGACACAGCUUGGGCUAUGGCUUUGUGAAUUACGUCACUGCGAAGGAUGCGGAGAAAGCCAUCAACACGCUGAAUGGCCUGAGGCUGCAGUCCAAGACCAUCAAGGUGUCUUACGCGCGCCCCAGCUCUGAGGUCAUCAAAGACGCCAACCUGUACAUCAGCGGGCUCCCGCGGACCAUGACCCAGAAGGACGUAGAGGACAUGUUCUCGCGCUUUGGCCGUAUCAUCAAUUCCCGGGUCCUCGUGGACCAGACCACAGGUUUGUCCAGAGGGGUUGCGUUUAUCCGGUUUGACAAACGGUCCGAAGCAGAAGAGGCAAUUACCAGUUUCAAUGGUCAUAAACCCCCAGGUUCCUCUGAGCCCAUCACAGUGAAGUUCGCAGCCAACCCCAACCAGAACAAAAACGUGGCACUCCUCUCACAGUUGUACCACUCGCCUGCCAGGAGGUUCGGAGGCCCCGUGCAUCACCAGGCACAGCGAUUCAGGUUCUCCCCCAUGGGUGUAGACCACAUGAGUGGGCUCUCUGGUGUCAAUGUGCCAGGCAACGCGUCCUCGGGCUGGUGUAUCUUCAUCUACAACCUCGGCCAAGACGCCGACGAGGGCAUCCUCUGGCAAAUGUUUGGCCCCUUUGGCGCCGUCACCAAUGUCAAAGUCAUCCGUGAUUUCAACACCAACAAGUGCAAAGGGUUUGGCUUUGUGACCAUGACAAACUAUGAAGAAGCCGCCAUGGCCAUAGCCAGCCUCAACGGCUACCGCCUGGGGGACAAAAUCUUACAGGUUUCCUUCAAAACCAACAAGUCCCACAAAUAACUCGCUCAUGCUUUUUUUUUUUUUUUUCUUUUUUUCUUUUUUGUACGGAAUAGAUAAUUAAGAGUGAAGAAGUUGAAACUUUUUUUUUUUUUUUUUUUUGUUAGUGUACAACUCAUUUUGCGCCAAUUUUCACAAGUGUUUUUGUCUUAGUCUAAACGGGAAGUGGAAAGGUUUUUAUACUCUGGGAUGCCACCGACAUGUUCAAAUGUUUGAAAUCCCACCAUGUUAGACCAAUUUUACGUUUCUUAAGUUAUUUCCUUUAAAA